UAUCACUGUAUCACUGCGUUUUCGUAAUGCCUGCCGGCCAUGCAUUUCUUCACGUCGUCCCUGGAUGCGCCAAACUCCGCUCUGGCUGGAUCGCUGAAGCCCAUCAGCAAGGACAGCAUUUGGUACGCGGAUGCGCCCUUCGGAGUGUGCCAAGAGGUGUUGCUCUCUGAGGGCGUGGCACCUGACUUCAUCGAGCCCGUGGUGAAGUUGCAGUCCUUCGUCGAAAGCUGGGACUUUGACCUCACGGAUCCACUCACGCUCUCGCGGUUUCUGCUGGGUGAUCCGAAGAACCUGCAGGAGGCCCAGCAGCGCCUCAGCGAGAGCUGCGCCUGGCGCAAGCGGACGGACCUGGCGAACCUCAUGCGGCGCUGGGGCGUGCCGUCACCCGAGGGCUGGCGCUGGCAGCCCCAAUCUCCGCGCGCGCAGCAGAUCGCCCGCUUCUUCUUUGGGCGCGUGCUGCCAGAGGCGCGCACCGCGCAGAACGGCCCUGUGUUGGUGCUUCGCUUGGGGGCCUUUGAUAUAGAGGGCGCCGUUCGGGAGGAGCUGGUGGAGGACAUCCUUGAGCCUUGGAUCUUCAUGGUGGAGCAAGUCUUCCAGCUCCUGCGCCAUAUCUCCUCCCAGAGCAAGCGCCCGGUGAAGUUGGCCUGCGUGGUGGACAUGGAGGGGGUGUCCUUUGCCUGGCUGCAGCACCUGCAAGUCAUGCAGAAGUUCUCCGCGGCCAUCAACCGCAACUACCCGGAGAUGGCUGCCACCCUCACGGUGCUGCGCGCCCCCAGCAUCUUCACCUGGAUCUGGAGCCUAGCAGCCCCGGUCCUGCUGGAGGAGAUGACUCGCAAGAAGGUGGCCAUUCUGGGGCACGACUUUAGCGCCCAGCUGGCGGAGCACGCGCAGCUGUCGCUGGAGCAGCUGCCAGCGUUCCUCGGCGGCCGCGGCAAAGAAGUGCCGAAGCCGCUGCCGGUGCCGCCAGGCAUUCAGAACCAGCUCCCUCCGCGUGAUGUUUGCGCCGAAGGGAAGCCCGAAGUUGGCCGAUCCCAGGCGCCGGCGCCUGCGCAAGCAAAGGCACCAAGAGUCGAGGGAGCAUGGUGGCGAAGACUCUUUUCUGGCUCGCCAUGCUGCGGAUGUGUCACUUGAGACACGGUCAGACUUGAACAAAACGACUGC
Effrenium voratum is the source of this 1161-nucleotide messenger RNA. NCBI's taxonomy places the organism in Eukaryota, Dinophyceae, Suessiales, Symbiodiniaceae. The record is from the annotation of a GenBank genome assembly.